AUGUCUAGGGAUAGCAGAUCGCACAACGAAGAAUACGAUGAGAACUCUGAUGAUUCUGAUAUCUUAGACGCAGACGACGGCGAUUUUGAUCAAACGAAUAGCAAAUCAAAGCAGAAAGAAACGGGUUAUAGCUGGGAAUCUGAAUACAAACGUAGUUGGGACGUCGUCGCAGAGGAUGAAUCCGGUUCGUUGACGACAUCCGUCAAUGCUUUCAUCGAGCGAAACAAACGGCGAAGAAGACACGGCGGCAUACCUAUACAAAGGGCUAUUAUUAGACACAAUCUACUCGUUUUAGAUCUCAGUUUAGCAAUGUCAGACAGGGAUAUGCGUCCAAAUAGGUUCUUACUUAGUUUAGAAUAUGCGAGAGAGUACGUGAAGGAAUAUUUCGAUCAAAAUCCAAUCGGACAAAUGGGUGCGAUAGGUAUGAGAUCUGGUGUAGCUGAAUGGAUAUGCAAAAUGUCCGGUAGUCAACAUGAUUUGGUUAAAAGUCUUCAAAAUAAGAACAAAUUAGAGCCAAAUGGUGAACCAUCAUUACAAAACGCUUUAGAGAUGGCUAGAGCUUCUAUGGCACAUCUACCAACACAUGCAUCACGUGAAAUUGUCGUUGUCUUUGGUAGUUUAACAACAUGCGACCCUGGAAAUAUUCAUGAUACACUCAGAGCUCUUAUAAGAGAUAAAAUUCGCGUUAAUAUAAUCUCAUUAGCUGCUGAAGUUAGAAUUUUACGCGAAGUAGCAGAGAAAACAGGUGGAACAUUAUCUGUUGCUUUGGAUGAAGGUCAUUAUAAAGACGUUCUAUUUGAGACAGUACCACCACCUGCAGUACACACAGCCAAGGCUUUAAAUACAGUCGAGCAAGGUGGUGGGUCAGUGGAUGAAUCUGAUCUAAUGCAAAUGGGAUUUGCUGUAAGGUUGCCCUACACAGCGCCUCUGACGCUAUGUGCAUGCCACUCGGAAUUGCGAAGGCAAGGCUAUAUUUGUCCAAGGUGCGGUAGUAAGCUAUGCGAUAUACCAACGGAUUGUGCCGUUUGUGAUUUGGUCGUUGUAUCAAGUCCGCACCUUGCACGAUCUUACCAUCACUUAUUCCCUGUACCAGACUGGGCAGUAGUGAACCCACAAGCUAUUACUGAAACUAGUGAUACCAGAUGCUUUGGAUGUAGACAAGUAUUUCCACCUGUAGCCCAGUCUAUGACACUUCCAACGCCGACAGCGGCGACUGUGUCAGCGAAUAUAAGCGCAACAGGCAGGUAUAGAUGUCCAAAGUGUAUGCAUGACUUCUGUAGCGAAUGUGAUAUCUAUUGUCACGAAACACUUCAUGUUUGUCCAGGAUGUCAAUAAGUUUAUAAGUUAUUAAAUUGUAAAAUUACAUUAAAUGCAUUCUUUAGAUGUACAAUCAUCAUCGAUAAC
This is a messenger RNA of Wallemia mellicola CBS 633.66, 1404 nucleotides long. RefSeq names its product TFIIH basal transcription factor complex, subunit SSL1. The record is from RefSeq and is a predicted model, not a curated record. The transcript has 6 exons. Gene Ontology annotation, biological process: DNA-templated transcription; regulation of transcription by RNA polymerase II; nucleotide-excision repair. Gene Ontology annotation, cellular component: transcription factor TFIIH core complex; transcription factor TFIIH holo complex. Bases 1 to 1335 code for a protein of 444 amino acids. NCBI's taxonomy places the organism in Eukaryota, Fungi, Basidiomycota, Wallemiomycetes, Wallemiales, Wallemiaceae. Gene Ontology annotation, molecular function: zinc ion binding.